Dovyalis caffra is the source of this 213-nucleotide messenger RNA. NCBI's taxonomy places the organism in Eukaryota, Viridiplantae, Streptophyta, Magnoliopsida, Malpighiales, Salicaceae. The record is from the annotation of a GenBank genome assembly.
AUGGGCUUGCGUCGAGGAAGAAAUCUCAACAGCAACGCUGCUGACGCUGGCCAUUACGUCGUGGAAGAAAUCUCAACAGCACCACUGCUGACGCUGGCCAUUACGUCGUGGGCUUCGCUUAAGAAACGUAAAUGCGUCUCUAGUGAGAUUGAUGGGUCAAUAAUACAAAACAUGAAGACCCACCAAAUCGCACUUCAACAACCCAUAUCUUAG